AUGAUCCAUCAUGUAGUUGCCAGUUACAGUAAUCCUGAAAGUGCAAAAUUAUCCGGGGUGUAUGUUCAAUGUCGGCUUCACAACCACCUAUCGUAUUUCAUCGUUUUGUAUUGUACCCCAUUGUUCAAUUUUGUCAGCUUAUAUCUCACUUUUUCUAUACAAAAAUGUCCACUAACAAAAUAUUUGUUAUUCCUUUUUCUAUUUAUUUGGAUUGUGAUCAAUAAAAUGUAUUUGCAAUAUUUUCAUGAAACCUGUUGA
This is a messenger RNA of Caenorhabditis elegans, 258 nucleotides long. It is a transcript of the gene F11G11.15, whose product is annotated as Ovule protein. The transcript has a single exon. The coding region runs from base 1 to 258 and encodes 85 amino acids. The record is from RefSeq and is marked reviewed. Lineage: Eukaryota; Metazoa; Nematoda; Chromadorea; Rhabditida; Rhabditidae.